Medioppia subpectinata is the source of this 896-nucleotide messenger RNA. The record is from the annotation of a GenBank genome assembly. NCBI's taxonomy places the organism in Eukaryota, Metazoa, Arthropoda, Arachnida, Sarcoptiformes, Oppiidae.
UUUGAAUUAAAAAAAAAUCACAAACAGAUCCGACAAAUGUGGCUGAAGUUCUUCAAGAGGUGGCAAUCCUACGCAAACUGGACUCCGAUUGCAUCGUUAAACUGGUGGACAACUGGUUUACAGACUGCGAGAACACGCUAUGCAUUCAAUACGAGUAUUACGAGCAAACACUCGCCCACCUCUUGACCCUAAAGUCCGGGGUAUUUCCCGCGGGAAUGGACAACAUUAUACACCCGUUAGACUACUGUAUUAGCACGGCUCUAUUGGGAGACUUGCUCGGGGCAAUCGAUCACCUUGCUACUAAUAAUGUCGUACACACUAGACUGGCACCCGAGCACAUUUACUUGUGCGCACGUGGUCCGGUUAAUUGGCUGAAGAUUGGUCAUUUUGAGUCGGCAGUGGCGUUAAUCAAUGGGCUAGAUGUGCCUGGUAAAUGUCAACAGGAAUUUGGCGUGUUUGACGAUCUAGAUGAGAAGAUGUCACUAUGUCUCGCCAAAUACUUCGCGCCUGAAGUGGUCAGAAAUAUUGGCUAUAAUACCGACGCCGAUAUGUAUAGCGUGGGUGCGAUAGCAGAGUAUAUGUUUGGCCUAAACAUUACUGAGACAGCGAGAAGUCGCAUAACAUUUACCGACCACUCAAUACCACGCAAAUACUGCCGCAAACUCUACGAUAUUGUGGAGAAAAUGUCGGACAAAGAUCGUUCACUAAGACCUACAGCCCGUCGAGUAUUGGACACUCAAAGCGAGUAUGUGGUGUACGAUUACCUUGAUGUUAACUCUGCCCCAAUCAAGUCUAUCGUUAUGAGAAAUCCGGACUUUUUUGACAAUCCCUUUGUCCAAAAAUACCUCGCUCAUAAAUUGGCACUGAACAUGGUCGCUGAAGUUGUUGUGGCGUAA